Armigeres subalbatus is the source of this 911-nucleotide messenger RNA. RefSeq lists its product as uncharacterized. Gene Ontology annotation, molecular function: N-acetyltransferase activity. The record is from RefSeq and is a predicted model, not a curated record. The transcript has 2 exons. Bases 39 to 758 code for a protein of 239 amino acids. Lineage: Eukaryota; Metazoa; Arthropoda; Insecta; Diptera; Culicidae.
CGUGCAAGGUAUCAGUUUCGAAUAAGAAUCAGCUGAAGAUGGGCUGGCAGCGUCCUGAAGCAGUUCCCUAUCCAAAGAUAUGGCACCGGUUUCAGGCCAAAAGUUUGCGGAUAGACAGCUAUUCGGAAUGGUACACAGUUCAGGAUCUUCCGAAAGAGCGUUUCGAGGAUGCCUUGCGGCACAUGAGCAGCCAGUUUGUACGGGACGAGCAAAUGAAUAAAGCGUUGCGACUCAAAGAUGAUUCGACUGCCAUGGAGGAAAUCGUGCAGUUGUGGAAGGACAUGCUUUCGGAGCGUUUGUCUCUUGUUUGUUUCCGAGAAGGAUCCGAUGAGAUCGUGGGAGUUAAUGUGUUGGGAGUGGCGUCAAAGUCCAUUGAGAACAAAUGGAAGUUUAAAAGUGAUGUAUUUCAAACGAUCAUCGAUGCGGUCGGCUACGUAUCGCAGAAAGCAAACGUUUUUGCGCACUACGGUGUGGAUCACUACUUGAAUUCAAUGGGCUUGUCGGUGGAUCGCAGCUAUCGGCUGCGAGGUAUAGCAACUGAAAUGCUUCGGGCCAGAGUUCUGCUUUGUGAAGGAAUAGGUCUGGAGGUGACCUCGGCGUGUUUCACAGGAGCUGGGUCACAGGCCGCCGCCCGGAAGGUUGGAUUUCAAGAAAAUUACUGCAUCACAUAUGGAGAGCUGGCAGAAGCCGAUGACCGAUUUGUAUUUCCUGGGUUGGAACUGAAAAAAUGUAAAUACAUGAGUUUAAAAACUGGUUAGAGAGAAUAUGAGUGUUUAUAACAUUAGAAAUCAAUCUUCAAGAGAAUUGUUGUGACUAUGGCAAGUUUCUGUGGUUUCCCUUUGAUUACACUGCGCAACAAAUCAUGAAAAAAUUUCUCGUUGCAAGAUGAAAUCAAAAAUUUAUUGAGGUUU